Brugia pahangi is the source of this 1797-nucleotide messenger RNA. The record is from the annotation of a GenBank genome assembly. Lineage: Eukaryota; Metazoa; Nematoda; Chromadorea; Rhabditida; Onchocercidae.
AUGGCCAGUUCAGGAAGGAAUGGUUUGCAAGAAAGUGCAUCCGACCCAUUAUUUCCGGAAAGGGGAUCGUCGGACACAUCUCUCGAAAACAAUGACCUUAAUGAAAAUGCAUCGAUAUUUGUAAAUUCAUCGGUUAUGUUCGUUUAUGACCAAUUAAGCAGCGCUGCAUCGUUCGCUCUGGUUGAUUUGAUCGCUUCAGUGCUUAGGCUUGACUUUUGGCAGAACAACGACCACUUGAGCGAUAUUGAGUUUUGUACACAAGCAAUGGAAAAAGUACUCAAGUAUACCGCAUUGCCAGAGCGGACAAACGUAACCGUGCGACAUCACCUUAUGGGCGAAGGUGCAACAGACGAUAUAGCAGCGUUUGUGACUCUUAUCAAGAAGGAUCCAAUUAUAAAGCAGAAGGGAGCUUUAGUUAUUCUUGCUUGUCUUUUGUCUACUUUCACCGAGUAUGGCACUUAUGAUUGUCGUUAUCGUGUCUUAUUGCGUCAUAUUUGUGCACUUCUGUCUGUAAGAUGGGAUGAUUUCGAGAAUAUAGAGGAUGCACUAGUUGAUACAAUCACUGGAUAUCAUUACAAAGAAAACGAAGAACAAAAAAUGGUAAGAGAUAAAGCUGCGAAACUGAAAAAAAUUAAGCGAUAUGUUAUGAUUGGAGCAGCCAGUAGUGUCGGUGGUGUCUUACUAGGAAUAACGGGUGGGUUAGCAGCACCGUUGGUAGCGGUUGGUGCAGGGACUGUAGUUGGUGCUGGAGCAGCAGCAGGCAUUUCAACAGCAGCGGGCGCUACUAUACUUGGAUCAUUAUUUGGAGUAGCUGGUGCGGGAUUAACGGGUUACAAAAUGCGAAAACGAGUAGGUGCAAUUGAAGAAUUUGUAAUUCAGCCAAUUUCUGAAGGACAAAGUCUGCAUUGUGUUUUGGCAAUUAGUGGAUGGAUUGAAGAUCAAGGAGAACGUGUUUUUCAACAGCAAUGGAGGCAUUUGUGGAUGUCGCGCGAACAAUAUAUUUUGCGUUAUGAAAGCAAAUAUUUAGUAGAAUUAGGGCGAGCAAUUAAUUAUUUGACUUCUUUUGCUGUAUCACUUGCUGUUCAACACACUCUUUUGGAAACUGCCUUUGCUGGUUUAGUUGCUGCGGUUGCUUGGCCCGUGGCACUUCUUUCCGCAUCUAGUGUAAUCGACAACCCAUGGAAUGUUUGCGUAAGGCGAGCCGCCGAGGUCGGUGAACAAUUAGCCGAGGUAUUGUUAAGUCGUGCACAUGGCAACCGUCCUAUUACUUUAAUAGGAUUUUCUCUUGGAGCACGUGUCAUUUUUCAUUGCUUAAUGGCUAUGACCAAACGUACCACAUGUUACGGAAUAAUUAAUGAUGUGGUACUUCUUGGUGCACCUGUAACAGCUUCACCGAUUCAAUGGCAGCAGAUAAGUCACAUUGUUGGAGGACGGAUUAUAAAUGGUUAUUGUAAUAGUGAUUGGUUAUUAAGGUUUAUUUACCGUGCAAUGAGUGUACAGUUUACGAUUGCUGGCACGGGUCCUGUAACAUGCAAAAUGGAAAAGAAAAUUGUUAAUUUCAAUCUUUCUCACUUAAUAAAAGGUCAUCUAGACUACUCUCGAAAGUUAACUGAAGUAUUGGAAGCAGUUGGCGUUCGAGUUACACCGCGUCCCGAUCAUUCCAUGCUAGAUAUGGAUGAAGUUACGAAAGAAAUAAGCACAGAUAUCAUUGAUUUUGAUGACGAAGAAGAGAAAAAGCUCUCUUUUAAUAAUUUUAAAAGUGGAGCAGAAGCGCAUUGUGAAACGAAACAAAAGUAA